This is a messenger RNA of Parnassius apollo (apollo), 426 nucleotides long. Lineage: Eukaryota; Metazoa; Arthropoda; Insecta; Lepidoptera; Papilionidae. The record is from the annotation of a GenBank genome assembly.
AUGGAGGUAAAAAGAACAUCUAAUGUUCAGGAUAUUAAGAAACAAACAUUGACGUCUGAUAAAUAUAAAAAAGUAACAAGAGACAAAGAGAAUAAACCACCAAAUAUAAGUAAAAAGAGUAUCACAUUUGAUUGCGAAUCUUCUGACACCGAUGAAGAAGUCGUUUAUGCUGAUAGUGAUAAUAGUCCCUAUAUUAAUGAAGAAAGUAACUCGCUAUCAUCGGACAUUACAACAAAACCCAAAAAUAAAGUCACUAUUUUAUCGGAUAUAAGAUUGCAUUCAGACAAUCAACGAUACUUUAAUUUUGCUUUACCAGGAGUCUCGUCAAUACAUAAGAUUGAUCCUACCCAUGAUAAUUUAUAUUUAUCUAAAAAUAAUAAUCGAAAUGAUUCCAGUGACAAUGACUCAAAUAUUGAUAUCUUUUAA